GCGCCCGUGGGCUGGCUCAUCCUGCUGGACGAGGUGCCCGACGAGGCCGCCAUGCGGGUGGCCUGCCGCGCGCUCGUUCGCCGGCACGCCGGACUGCGGGCGCUGCCCUACGCCACUGCGGGUGACGUCAGUGCCGCGGCCCUCUGCAACGGGGCGGCCCCGCGGCUGCUGGCGCUGCGGGCGGUGCUCGGCGGCCACGGCCGCGGGCUCUGCCGCCGGGCGGCAGAGGGCCUGCGGGCGGCCUGGCCCACCGUCAGGGUGCUGCCCCCGGACGGCGCGGGCGGCGAUGGCGUCGCCGGCAUUCCCGUGCUCGGCCAGUGUGGCGGCUGGCUCGCCCCAGGGGUGGAGGAGGCCCACUUUGAGUGGCACCGCUUCGACACCGAGGCCGACAUGCGGCACGCCGCCUUCAUGCGCGCGCGGACCCGCGGCUUCAAGCUGCCAGCCUCCAUCGCCGUGCUGGUGCUGAAUGCCAGCGGUCGUACCGACGAUGCUGUUCGCGCUGGCAGCGCCAGCGGGGACGCGGCGUACCUGCACGUGUCGGUGAACCACGCCGUGACCGACGCGGCCGCCAUCGUGCCGCUGGUGGCCGACCUGCUAGAGCUCCACCGCGUGGCCCUGGCCGCGGGGGUCGCCCGCCCAGGCGGCCAGGGCCGCGCCAGCCUCGACGCGGCCGCGGUGGCAGCGCUGGACGCGGCCGGGCUGCCGCCAGUGCCCAGCGGCCUCAAGGGGCAUGUCUCCGAUGCUGCCGCGACGCCCUGCAGACCUUCGAGCACGGCUGGACCAGAGCUGACGGACAAGUGGGCGCCGCCAGACGUGGACGCGUGA
This is a messenger RNA of Prorocentrum cordatum, 825 nucleotides long. The record is from the annotation of a GenBank genome assembly. NCBI's taxonomy places the organism in Eukaryota, Dinophyceae, Prorocentrales, Prorocentraceae.